Telopea speciosissima is the source of this 1841-nucleotide messenger RNA. RefSeq names its product non-specific phospholipase C1-like. NCBI's taxonomy places the organism in Eukaryota, Viridiplantae, Streptophyta, Magnoliopsida, Proteales, Proteaceae. The transcript is spliced from 3 exons. The coding region runs from base 78 to 1679 and encodes 533 amino acids. The record is from RefSeq and is a predicted model, not a curated record. Gene Ontology annotation, biological process: phospholipid catabolic process. Gene Ontology annotation, molecular function: hydrolase activity, acting on ester bonds.
CAGAGCCACCAUUUUCCUUCUUCGGUAGUCUGGGUUUUUUUUCUUCCGGCGACGGCGUUUACUUCCAGGCCGCCAAGAUGGUCGACCGCCGUCGUCUACUCCUUACCCUCCUCUUCUUCAGCCUCUUGGCUUUUUCUGAGUCCCGCAAGUUCAACCAAUUCCACCGGAAGAAAAAAAUCGAUGGCCCCAUCAAAACUUUAGUGGUUGUAGUAAUGGAAAACCGUUCCUUCGAUCAUAUUUUAGGCUGGCUAAAAAAAACUCGGCCGGACAUCGAUGGUCUGACCGGAAAAGAGUCGAACCGUUUCUCGGCUUCUGACCCUAAUUCGGACGAAGUAUUCGUCUCCGACGACGCUAUAUUCGUCGACUCCGAUCCCGGUCACUCGUUCCAAGCGAUUCGAGAGCAGAUUUUUGGUUCGGAGGACGUUUCCGCCAACCCAGUUCCCAUGAAUGGCUUUGUUCAAGAAGCAGCAAGUAUGGGCGACCACAUGCCGAAGACGGUUAUGAGUGGUUUUAAGCCCGAGGUUGUGCCGAUUUACACCGCUUUGGUGAACGAGUUCGCCGUGUUUGAUCGGUGGUUUGCCUCUGUGCCCACUUCGACUCAACCCAAUCGUCUUUACGUUCACUCGGCCACUUCUCAUGGCCUUCAGAGCAACGUACGGAAGGACCUUAUCCAUGGUUUCCCUCAGAAGACUAUUUUCGAUUCGAUUGAAGAGAAUGGGCUUAGCUUUGGGAUUUAUUACCAGAAUAUCCCUGCAACUCUCUUCUUGAAUAGCUUGAGGAAGCUGAAACACGUGAUUAAGUUCCACAGUUACAGUUUGAAGUUCAAAUUACAUGCCAUGAUGGGUAAGCUUCCUAAUUAUGUGUUGAUCGAGCAGAGGUACUUCGAUGUGAAUGUGGACCCUGCAAACGAUGAUCAUCCAUCGCAUGACGUUGCGCUUGGGCAGAAGUUUGUGAAGGAGGUGUAUGAGACAUUGAGGAAGAGCCCGCAAUGGAACGAAACGGCGCUAUUGAUCACCUAUGACGAGCAUGGUGGGUUCUAUGAUCACGUGCCCACGCCGGUUGCUGGUGUUCCCAGCCCUGAUGGGAUUAUUGGGCCUGAACCAUUCUACUUCAGGUUCGAUAGGUUGGGUGUUCGAGUUCCGACGAUACUAAUCUCACCCUGGAUAGAAAAAGGGCUAGUGAUUCAUGAGCCUACUGGGCCAACUCAAUAUUCACAAUAUGAACAUUCUUCUAUUCCUGCAACUGUAAAGAAGCUCUUCAACCUGAAAUCAAAUUUCCUGACAAAGAGAGAUGCAUGGGCUGGGACAUUUGAGAACUACUUCUACCUCCGUGACACUCCCCGCACUGAUUGUCCAGAAAAGUUGCCGGAGGUCACGACUUCGCUGAGGCCACAUGGACCGCAUGAAGACAAAAGCCUUUCGGAGUUCCAGUUGGAGUUGAUUCAGCUUGCAUCCCAACUGAAUGGAGAUCACGUUCUCGGUUCUUAUCCAGACAUAGGCAAAAGCAUGACGGUGGUCGAAGCCAACCGGUAUGCUGAGGAUGCAGUGGCUAGGUUUUUGGAAGCUGGAAGAGCUGCCUUAAGGGCUGGAGCUAAUGAGUCUGCCAUUGUUACCAUGAAACCUUCCCUCACAAGCCGAACAACUGGAGGAGUCUAUGGGUCACAGGUUCAAAGUCAUUGACUACCCCAUGAUGAUUAUCUUCAGUAAUUUAUUGUAAAUAUGAUAUGUAAGUUCACAAACACUUCUGUAUUUCUGUAUUUUUGUAUUAUAUAUGAAAAUUGUUCUACUUCUGCGAUUGCUAUAGAAUAAAAUGGUUGGACUGGUGGCCAGCCUCUUAUGGAA